Molecule: messenger RNA, 2601 nt
Organism: Marasmius oreades (fairy-ring Marasmius)
Lineage: Eukaryota; Fungi; Basidiomycota; Agaricomycetes; Agaricales; Marasmiaceae
Exons: 4
Coding region: 390-1538 (382 amino acids)
Source: RefSeq, a predicted model, not a curated record
UUACACCAGACUUAGGCCUCCAGCUAUUUGCUGCCUUCUUUGGGUCAACAUAUUUCCCGGUCCAACCCUCCAUGAUUUUUGCUUAUGAUAGAGCGCGAUAUUUGGGUAAUAUUUGGAUUCAGGCGAGCUGAUACCUCGUCGGAGUAGAACAAGUCCCGAGGCGAGUAACUGCAAGAGAAUGAGCGUCGGGAAAGAGUUAAGCAAUGGUGGUCUCAGUCAGCUCGAGUGGUACACAGGCACGUGCCUCGAGCGGCGGCAGACGCGUGAGCUGAGCGAACUCGAAGACGUGUUCUUGACGGUCAUCACGCACAAACGCCACUUGCGCCACUUGUUCCAGAGCCCGUCUACAGACGUGGUUGUACAUGAAUUUAUAGACAACACUGAAGAUCAUGGCAACAGAGACCGAAGGGACAUCAUCACUUCUCAUUUUCCUCACCACUGCAUCCGUUACAACUCUAUCUUGGUUUUUCCUGUUUCCUCACACACCCACUCUACCUAUACCAUUCUUGUUCAAAACACCCAGGAUCUCUCAUUCAAAAUCCACUUCGCGGACCAUCAUAACCAACCUCCUUCUUCUACACACGCUAUUCAUUCUUCACCGUAUCAUCUUGCUAGCCCCACCCAACCUCUUUACACGGCUAGGUCUCAGCGUGGGUACACCUACCGAUGCCAUACGGAGUCUUUUACUCGCCGCCUCUCCAGAUGGGACGUUGCCAGAGCGAGUGGAAAUGUUGCUGAAACGUUUGGGCUCGGCAGAGAUGCGGAUUAUUUACGUCAAGUUUGGGCAUGAAACGCUCUCAGCUUGCGUCUUUUGCUCAACUUACUUCGACUUUGCGCUUUAUGCGUUCACAGGGGUGUUCCUGGAGUACUUGAGGGAAGCUGCCGUUAUCGGUCUUGUCACGAUAAAAUCGACUUCCCUCGAGCGGUACCGCUCCGUAGCAAUUGGAGUUCUCAUCGCUGCAGCAGCCGGAGAAGCUUAUUGGCUUACAACCGUUGGGAUUACUAUUCCUCGAGAAGGCAAGCCAAGCAAUCCAGUAAUGUGGUACGACGUGCUCACUCUCCUCCGGCAGCUACUCUUCCUUUUUCUGCCGCUUAUCGUCCACUUUAUCCUACCACCGUCACCACUGCGCAUUACACAAGAAAUCCUCAAUUCUUAUAACCCAACGGUCCCGAACCCCUCAUCGCCGGGAGUCCAACUUCCACCCGCAAUAACUACGAUGCAUGAUCUGAUCAACCGAUUACAGCUGCUACGCUACAGCCGUGGUGCUUUUGGGAGGAUAGGUUCUGGCUCAAGUUCUACACAGGACUUUUGGUGGGCUAGGGAAAGAGAGAUGGGUGCUUGGGUGCGAGAAGACGAGGAUGUGAAGAAGGUUGCCAAAGGUUUGGGAAUGGAUUAUCAACAAACAAGCAGUGGUAGCAAUGGGGAGAAUGCUGGGGUGAAGGUUGGAGAGCUGAGAGCGAAUGCGAGGCGAGCUGUAGGAGCAUUGUUUAGGGGAUUCGCACCGAGUACAUACUGGACUCCCUCUUCGCAGAGAUGAAACUUCAAUUUUCCAUCUGUGAAUCAGAGGUUUCGGGUGCGAAAAAGCUCCGAAGGAAAACGAAAGGAGGGAGUGAAAUCGCAGUAUCGGUCAUCUGAGCUUGAACGGUGGUGGUAGAGCCGUUUACCAGCUCUUUGCGUGCAGUUUCCGGUCGUCGUUGGCUACAGGUUACCAUCACAGAGAGUAUAGUAGAACCUGCUCCGACUUCGUUCGUCGGGAUCUGAUACCAAUGGAGAGCUGCAGGUUGGGCUGCAGGGGCAGCAGUGGCACCCCUCUGGAUAUGAGAGAGCCACCGUCACGGUAAAGCCACUCAGAAUCUGCCAGCCAUGGAAACCCGCGGCUCGAACGGUUACUGCUAAUGCUUAUCUUUGUAUCAUCUUCGUCCCGGCAUUCUAAAAUCAGAUACAAUGCUCACUCUCGGGGGAGGGGUGGGCAGAAUGCAACAAGUGAGUCCACUGUAAUAUUGUCCCCAUCCAGUCUCAAGCAGCACUCGGAGAUUUGUAGAACUUUUGGUGUUGUGAAUGCAGUAACCAAAGCAAAUUAGAUCUGAACCACGUACGAUGACCAUACUUCUAUCCCUGUCCAUUCGAGUGCAUUUGUUUAGCUUUCCGAACCAACGAAACUCCUCGUCUUCUCAUUCGUCGAGGCAACUCAUACUGGCAGACACUCUUAACCUCAUUGGUCGGCGAAGUUAAGAUCCCUAUCAACCUCAUGAAAUGUAAGUCGUCAUCUCCACGAAUCGACGACAAUCAUUUAUUACCUACUGAGGGUCCCUAUUACGGACACCGAUCUCAUUGGCUGGUGUGUUCGUGGAGGCUGAAACGAGGUUGAUGCAAAUCCGGGAAAGAAUGUACGCAAUCGUCCACUAGUCACUGUAAUAGCAGUGUUUGCGAGAAACUGGUCAUUUAGAAGAAAGGGGUACUUCGAAUGUAUGAGUGGCGGCGUGAAGACUUUGUACUUAGUCCUGAUACUGCACGAGCUAUCUUCGGGAAGCCACAGGCUCCGAGAGAAAACGAUCAGAAAAGAAUCCAGACCUGCUCGGGACUUGGUGGGCGGUCGUAUC